GAGAGAGCGUGACGUCUCUCUAACUUCCGCGCUCCCUCCUCCUUUCAGGCUUUCACUGUGUGCCCGUUACAAACAUUUCUCAGGCGACUUAUAUUUUUUUGUUUUUCCUUCACAGGCUUCCUGUUCUCCAACCAAACCCUCUUUCCUCCUUUUUUCGGCGCCUAAAACCCAAUUUUUCGAAUUAUUUUUUUCACUCCUUGCAGGGAUCACAAGUUGUGCUGGGAAUUAUAGUUCUUCCUCUUCUUCAAAUGGAGUUCGUGGGCAGAACUGUUAAGAAGGAGGUCAAGGGGGUUGGGAUUAUUUCGGGAACAGUGAAAUCUUUCGAUUCAUCGUCUGGUUUCGUUGAGAUCGUUUAUGAAGAUGGUAAUUCUGAGGAGCUUGAGUCGUCUGACGUGGCUUCUCUUGUUCAAGGGGAACCAGAGUUAGUAAAGGUGAAGCGCCGGGGAAGGAAACCCAAGAAGAGGCGUCGUGUAGAAAGGAAGCAUGACACCAGUGGAAGCCCAGGUAAUAUUGAUGAGAAUUUGGGUGUUUCCAUGCUAAAUGAUUCUGAAUUGAGGGGGGUUUCUGAUGAAGGUGUUUCUUCUAGGAAGCCCGGGGGCGGCAAAUGGGGCAGGAGGGAAUUUGACUUUGGGAACUGA
Molecule: messenger RNA, 638 nt
Organism: Neltuma alba
Lineage: Eukaryota; Viridiplantae; Streptophyta; Magnoliopsida; Fabales; Fabaceae
Exons: 2
Coding region: 249-638 (129 amino acids)
Source: RefSeq, a predicted model, not a curated record